AUGUUACAAGUUUACAAACCACCGAAAUCGAUCGUCACUAACAUUUUAUCAAAAAUCUUAAAAAAUAACAACAAAUUAUUAACCUUGAAACUCUUUCAAAAAAUCCAUUCUGAAACCCCAUCUUUUUCAAAACCAUCAUUGUGGGCUUCCAAGAUUUACUCAUCCUUACAAGCUAACAACUAUAAAGAUUUCAUCUUUUUCUAUAAUGCAAUAACGAGUAGUGGGGAUUUUGAUCCAAUUGUUAGUAUUUUCGUGUCGGUUUUUCGAAAAGCUUCCAACUUUCGAGAUGGGUUGUUGGGAAUUUUGUUCCAUUGUGUUGUGGUGAAGUUGGGGUUUGGUUAUGAUGUGGUUUUGCAAACUAGGUUGGUCAAUUUCUAUGCUAAAAUUGGUGAUUUGCAGUGUGCACGUAAGGUGUUUGGUGAAAUGUCUCAAAGAGAUGUUGUUGCUUGUAAUGUUAUGAUAGUGGGUUUUGGGAAACAUGGGUUUGUUAAGGAUGCAAGGAGGUUGUUUGAUGAGAUGGUGGAAAAGGAUUCAUAUAGUUGGAAUUCGAUGGUUUCUUGUUAUUUUAAGAUUGGUGAUGUAGAUAAUGCACGCCGUAUUUUUGAUAGAAUUCCGUUGAAAAAUGAGGUUUCGUGGAAUGUGUUGAUGGAUGGCUAUGUGAAAUCGGGUUAUUUUAGUAAUGCUGAUCAUUUGGGGGAUCUUGUAAGUCUAUAUAAUGAAAUGCGUUUUAGUAAUGUGUGUCCUACUGAGACUGUACUUUCGUUGAUUAUUCGACGUUGUGCUAGUUUUUGUUCUACAAGACUAGGGAAAGCAUUUCAUUGCCAGAUAUUUAAAAGGAAUUUUUGUUACGAUGUGGUUUUACAAACGGGCGUGUUGGACUUUUACGCAAAGAUUGGAGAUUUGACUUCUGCAAAGAGGGUGUUCAGUGAAAUGUCUCAUAGAGAUAUUGUAGCCAAUAAUGCGAUGAUUUCAGCGCUUAGUAAAUAUGGGUUUGUUAAAGAUGCACAGAAUUUGUUUGAUAGUAUGCAUGAAAAGGAUUCUGUUACAUGGAAUUCUUUGAUCACUUGCUAUUCCAAGAUAGGUGAUGUUGACUCAGCCCGCUUACUCUUUGAUUCCAAUCCCAUUAAAAAUGUGGUUUCUUGGAAUGCAAUGAUAGAUGGUUACUGUAAAGCUUGCCGUCUUAGUUACGCUGAAGAAUUAUUUAACAAAAUUGGUGGCAUGAAAAAUCAUGUUACGUGGAACACUAUGAUCGCUGGAUUUGUUCAGUGUCAGGAGUACCGGAGAGCUUUACAUCUGUUUGAUAAUAUGCAAGCCGAGAGGGUGAAACCGACUGAGAUAACCAUGGUUAGUUUAUUAUCUGCUUGUGCUCAUCUUGGAGCCUUAGAUAUGGGUGAAUGGAUACAUGAUUACAUUAACAAAAAUAAACUUAAAAUUGAUGUUGUGUUAGGAAACACCCUAAUUGACAUGUAUUGUAAAUGUGGAAGUAUAUCACCAGCUCUAGACGUUUUUCAUAAACUUCAAGUGAAAAACAUAUACUGUUGGAAUUCCGUCAUUGUAGGAUUAGCAAUGCAUGGAUAUGGUAAGGAAGCAAUAGAUUAUUUCCUUAAAAUGAUUCAGGAAGAUAUAAAUCCUGAUGGGGUUACUUUUAUUAGUCUUUUGUGUGCUUGUAGCCAUUCAGGAUUAGUCUCUCAAGGUAAAAUGUAUUUUUCUCAAAUGAAAACCAUUUAUGAUGUUGAACCAGGGAUUGAACACUUUGGAUGUAUGGUUGACCUAUUGGGUCGGUCUGGUCAACUUAAAGAAGCAUUAGAGCUGAUAAAUAACAUGCCGAUGAAGCCAAAUGUAGUAGUAUGGGGUAGUUUGCUUCGUUCAUGUCAUAUACAUAAAAACACUGAAAUUGGAGAACGGGUUACUCAACGUUUAUUGGAUUUGGACCCGUGUGAUGGCGGAAAUUACGUGUUUUUAUCAAAUUUAUAUGCGUCAUUGAGAAGAUGGAAAGAUGUAGAUACAUGUCGGAAGUUAAUGACUGAAAGUGGUGUCCACAAGGCACCAGGUUACAGUUCGAUUGAGGUUGACUAUGUAGUACAUCAAUUUGUAGCAGGAGAUAGUUCACAUCUUCAGUUUGCCCAAAUCAAUGCAUUUUUGGUUGAAAUUGGAAAGAAAUUAAAAGAUGAAGGUUAUGAGGCGGACACAGAGUCGGUGCUUCAUGAUAUAGACGAUGAGGAUAAAGAGGGUUCAGUUAGUCAUCACAGUGAGAGGAUUGCGGUUGCUUUUGGGCUCAUGAAUAUCCCUUUUGCGAAGGAAAUCCGUGUGUUUAAGAAUUUAAGAACUUGUGAUGAUUGUCAUACUGUAAUGAAGCUUAUAUCUAAAAUAUAUAAGAGGGAGAUAAUCAUGAGGGAUCGUAAUCGGUUUCAUCAUUUUAAGAAUGGGGUUUGUUCAUGCAAGGAUUAUUGGUGAUUGAUGUAUUAUACGGAGUAGGUUCUUAGUAAUCCUUGAUUUUGUUAUACUUGUAA
Erigeron canadensis is the source of this 2510-nucleotide messenger RNA. Its product is annotated as pentatricopeptide repeat-containing protein At3g62890-like. Gene Ontology annotation, biological process: RNA modification. The coding region runs from base 1 to 2454 and encodes 817 amino acids. The record is from RefSeq and is a predicted model, not a curated record. Gene Ontology annotation, molecular function: RNA binding; protein binding; zinc ion binding. NCBI's taxonomy places the organism in Eukaryota, Viridiplantae, Streptophyta, Magnoliopsida, Asterales, Asteraceae. The transcript has a single exon.